Messenger RNA from Polypterus senegalus (gray bichir), 4090 nucleotides. Its product is annotated as synuclein, alpha interacting protein. The record is from RefSeq and is a predicted model, not a curated record. NCBI's taxonomy places the organism in Eukaryota, Metazoa, Chordata, Cladistia, Polypteriformes, Polypteridae. The transcript is spliced from 13 exons. Bases 281 to 3178 code for a protein of 965 amino acids. Gene Ontology annotation, molecular function: ubiquitin protein ligase binding.
UUUAGGAAACCGCAUUUCCUCGAGCUGCCUGAAAAUCUAAGUACCCCGCUUCCGGUAGAAAGAGGAAAAGUGAGCGGAGCCCGAGUCGCGCUGCCAGAUUCAUCCACUGAGCCGACGGGGCGAGAUCGGAAGCACGAGCAGUCGCGCAAGCCUUAUGGUGCAAUACCACAUAGCAUCUUGAAAUAACGAAGACAGCAUGGAUUUUCUAUAACCACAUCAAAGGAAAGCCUGGUUUUCAACAUAUUUAGAACUCCACUGCACAUGAUGUUACAGGGGAAAAAUGAUGGAUGCUCCGGAGUACUUGGAUUUGGACGAAAUUGAUUUUAGUGAUGAUUUAGCUUAUUCGGUGACAUCUUUAAAGACAAUUCCGGAGCUGUGCAGAAGAUGUGACUCUCAGAAUGAGGAAAGACAAGUUUCAGGCACCAACUGGAGUUGUGGUAUGUUGGCGCUCAACAACAGCGGACUCAAACCUACCGGCAUUGCAGAUGUUUACAGUAAAUUUAGGCCAGUUAAAAGAGUUUCACCUCUUAAACACCAACCUGAAGACACCGAACUUGAAACAGACAGUAAAGAGCAGGAUCAGAAAGUCGACAGCCACAAAGAUGACCCUUCUGAAAAGCUAUAUCAGUCCUGCAGUACUUGUCCCAGUGAAGGACUUGGGUUCAAAAGCAAAGACGGGGGGUGUGGCCUCUUAUUUGGUGAGCUUGAACAUUAUGACUUGGAUAUGGAUGAGAUUCUCGACGUGCCUUACAUUAAGUCGAAUCAGCAGCUCUCUUCCUUAUCAAAGGUAGCAGGAGAGAAAAGAACUGUGGGUGUAAGUUCCAAUGACAAAGGUCAUAGCAACAAGACCUGCUCUGUGAUCAGUUCCGAGAAUCUGCCAGCCAGCAUGACACAGUUCUGCGUUCUGGCCCCUGUGAGAGGCUCAGAGCUGAGAAAAGCACAAGCCAUUGUUGCAGACCAGCACAGGCACACGGCAGGAGGAUUAGAGCUGCCUCAGAGUUUGCUUGGUUGCACCUCCCUUCUUGACGCAGAUGCUCAGGCAAAAAACUUUUCAAACAGAACAUUUGCAGAUCCUCUUGGUCAUAAAGCCGACAAGACGAUGCCUAAUUGCCAACCCAGGUCGUUUCAGGUGCAAAAUUCAUUGGUGGACGGAAAGCUCGAUGAGAACAGCAACAGAACUAGGACCAAUCUGGGAGAGAAGAGUGAGGAUGCGAAGAAAGUGAAAAGUAUACUUAACAUUGUCAGGGAAGGACAGAUUUCAUUAUUGCCACAUUUAGCAGCUGAUAACCUGGAAAAAAUCCAUGAUGAGAAUGGAAACAAUCUGUUGCACAUCUCAGCUUUGCAAGGACAUACAGACUGUUUACAGCACCUCACGUCACUAAUGGGAGAAGACUGCCUAAAUGAGAGAAACAAUGAGCAACUCACUCCAGCUGGACUGUCGAUCAGGAAUGGACAUUUAGAAUGUGUUCGCUGGAUGGUGAGUGAAACUGAAGCCAUAGCAGAACUGAGCUGCACAAGAGAUCACCCCAGCCUUAUUCACUAUGCAGCAUCCUAUGGUCAGGAAAAGAUCCUUUUGUGGCUACUUCAGUUCAUGCAGGAACAAGGAAUUUCGUUAGAUGAAGUUGAUCAAUAUGGCAACAGUGCUGUACACAUUGCUUCCCAACAUGGUCAUCUUGGAUGCUUACAAACACUGGUGGAGUAUGGCGCUAAUGUGACCAUUCAAAAUCAACAAGGAGAGAAGCCAUCCCAGUGUGCUGAACGACAAGGGCAUGUUACCUGCUCCCGCUACCUAGUUGUUGUGGAAACCUGCAUGUCUCUUGCAUCUCAAGUCGUGAAGCUAACCAAACAGCUCAAAGAACAUGCUGCUGAAAGAGUUACACUACAACGUCAGCUUCAGCAAUUACUGGAAACACAACGUAUGGAAGAGGGAACACCCAAUGGUUCACCUUGUUCACCUUUAUCACCUUCAGCUACCAGACCUCAAGUGCCCUUUUCUCCUGAACAGAAUGCACCCGAGUCAGGGAACUCAGCACUGCCAAGAAGUUGCAUCAGCAGUCUGGUCAAUAGACGGCUGAUAAAACAGAAAGAGGAGGACGCUGAUAAAAUCUUGCGCCAGCUGCUUGGGAAAGAGAUUGUGGAUAAUGUCUGCACUCAAGAAAAGCUAUCUUUAGAGUUUCAAGAUAGGCAAAAAGAGGGGGCUGGAGCUGGUCCCAGAAUAUUAAGAAGGAUGCCAGCAGAAAAAAGAGAACUUAAGAUUGCCAGGCUGAGGCAGAUUAUGCAGAGGUCACUUAGUGAGUCAGACACUGACAACUACAAUUCAGAAGAGCAGAAGAACACUCCGGCAAAGAGAGCAGACAAACCUCGGCCACAACCGAUUGUAGAAAAUGUGGAAUCUGCUGAGAAUUUACACUUAAUGAUAAGAAAGCACACAACAAAUUCUGGAAAAAGAUAUGCCUUUGCUACUGGAUUGUCAAAGUCCAUGGAUGGGCAAAGUCCAUCGCCUACUUCUGAAAGUAGUGACCCUGAUUUUGAGUUGCUGUACCAAAGUGGAAGCCUACCUAGAACCUGUGCUACUGGUGAAGUACCUCCAUCAGAUGGGCAAAAGAGUACCACAAGUCCAAAAAGUGCCCUCAAAUCACCAUCUUCAAAACGCAGGACUUCUCAAAACUUGAAACUUAGGGUAACCUUUGAAGAACCUGUUGUGCACAUUGAGCAAACUGAAGGUGACUCAAACAGUAACAAAAAUAAAGAGAGUGAGAAAAAUGCAUCCAGAACUUCAGGCAGCGAAUCUGGUGACUCCUGGAAAAGGCCUUUUGGAACAUUUCGAUCCAUCAUGGAGUCACUGAGUGGAAACCAGAACAAUAACAACAAUAACAAUAAUAAUCAUAGUAACAAUAAUUACCAGGCAGCUAAUAUUAUGAAGACCUCCGCUUCUGGUUUACUUGCUCAUCACAUAGGAAGGAAAGUCACCGACUCAAAAGCAAACCAAAUUACGCCACUAAAAUUAAAGAACAAGACAGAGCCUUGCCUCUUCAGUUCCAUGCACCCAUCUUGCCUGAUGAUUACUGAUGGCCUUGAAAGUAUAUACAAUGCAUGCACUAAUGAGGGGAACAGCUGCUCUCCAAAGAGCACAGUGGACAAAAAAGAAGACUCCGGAUUGCACGAGUUUUUUCUCUGAGGUGCCUUGCGAGUUUUCUACGUUAUGAUUCUGGGACUGUUUUUUUUCUCAUUUAAGUUGAAGACAACUCCUUUUGGAGAAAGAAGACAGAAUUUGAACAUAAACCUAUACAUUUUUUUAAUAUUAAAGGCCAGGUGCUUCCAUACAUCCUCCUGCACUCAAGGAAAAUGUUGAUUUUUCUAAUUCCUUUUACUGUAUGUGCUGGCUUUUUCUAUAGGAUCUGUACAAAUGUAUGCACUUUUCAGAUGCAGCUAAAUUCUUGAAAAUAUUUUUAAGUGUAUUUUGCAAAUAAAAUGGAAUUGACAGAAGUAUGAAGAUGCAAUUGUUUCUGAAAUACUGAGCAACAAAGUGUUUUUGUAAUAAUCUUUUAAAAAAUAUGCAUGCUUUUUUAAAAGAAAUCAAUCAACUGUUAGGAGUAGGAUAGUUUAUUUGUUAGUUAUAAUUACACAAUUCUUUGGGAUGUUAAAUCUUCAGGUUACUGUGCUAGUCUGUUGCCUUUUAUGCAAACUCAUUUUAUUCCAAAAUGUGAGAAAUAGACUUUAAUUUUUUAGAUCUGCUUACUUAGCACUAUUUGUUAAAGUUUGAAUUAUGAUGGACUCAUUAAGGUGAUUUGGACUGUGUUUUUGGUGAUACUGUAGUAUUCUGUUGAUUGGAAUCUGAGCCUUUGAAAUUAAACAUGCAAUCUAAUGGUGAGUAUAGAAGAUAAUGGCUGAUUAACUGCAUACAUCUUUCUGAACAAAGGCUUGCUGCUUUUGUAAUGAAAUUACAUUUCUGUAUUAGAAAUGGGAACUGUUUUAAAAAUGAUCUGUUUUACAUUUUUUGUAAUAAUUAUUUUGUACUGUAUAUCGUAAUCAUUCAGAUACUAAAAAUGGCAGUGCAAUACUAGAAGGAAUAAAAUUUCUUAAACCAAAA